UCCGCCAUUCUUGCCUUGGCUGGCUCUGCUUCGGCCGCCUUCGCGACUGUCCAAAACAACUGUCCCGAAACCGUUUGGAUCACCAUCACGAACUCGACCUGGCAACCCGUCCAGUACCCGAUCCCAGUCAACGGAACCUACACGCAGUGGCGUAGCGGUAUUGGCAAUGCCUACGGCCUGAGCAAGACAUCGGCAUACUUCUCUCCAUCCACCCCCAAGUUCACCCUUGGCUUCUCCGACUCUGCCGACCACUUGCUGUACUGGUCCCUGAUAAAUGCCAGCGGAGAUCCAUUUGCCGGCCAACCUUGGCGCAUCUCGCUGUCUGAGCCUUCGUGUUCUCCCAAUCCCCUCACCGCUUAUGACGGAGGCUUGGUUCACGCCUGUGGAGAUACUUCCAACCUCACUGUUACUGUCUGCUAG
Molecule: messenger RNA, 420 nt
Organism: Aureobasidium pullulans EXF-150
Lineage: Eukaryota; Fungi; Ascomycota; Dothideomycetes; Dothideales; Saccotheciaceae
Exons: 1
Source: RefSeq, a predicted model, not a curated record